Molecule: messenger RNA, 6419 nt
Organism: Electrophorus electricus (electric eel)
Lineage: Eukaryota; Metazoa; Chordata; Actinopteri; Gymnotiformes; Gymnotidae
Gene: asxl1
Product: ASXL transcriptional regulator 1
Biological process (GO): animal organ morphogenesis; positive regulation of transcription by RNA polymerase II
Cellular component (GO): PR-DUB complex
Molecular function (GO): chromatin binding; peroxisome proliferator activated receptor binding; DNA binding
Source: RefSeq, a predicted model, not a curated record
UAUGCUUUGUUCUGCGCGAGGACCGAUGUGGUCGUUUGCAUGACGAUGGGCGGGUCUGCUACGUCAGAGGAGCUGCUCCGUGGUGCUGGCUGGAGAAGCGCGUGAAGAGGGGGAUGGGGAGACUUGUUUUGUGUUGCAUUCCUGCAGUGUGUCUGACCUUUGACCUCGCAGUGGUGCUCUCUUCUCCUCUUCUUCCUCGCGUUCCAGAGUGAAAGCGUUUCCUGCAGUUAUGCCAAAGGAGUGCGUUCCGUGCCUUGCGUGCGCGCGUGUGUGUGUUUGCUAACUCACCAGCUACGGGGAACGUACAAAGGCUCGCGAGCUAACGUUCGCAGCUAGCAAACAGCGGAUUGCUUUUUGGGCGAAGCCGUUUUUUAAACGGGAGGCGCGUGCUGUUUUAUAAAACGAUCCGAGCAGGAAGACGCCGUCCUCCGUCUGAGCGAAGAGGAGGAAGAGGAGUAGUGGGGUGUUGAUUAACGUCUGCUGUUUGCAAGCGAGCUCGGUCGGGUCACUUAGCUCGCUCGCGCGCUCGCUAGCUAGCGAGGCUUAGCGCCCGUAUCACGCGCACGUUGCACGCAUCCGCCGCCUCCGAAUUCGGCGAGUCCUGCAGAAGAGACGCGUCCGCGAGACGAGACCCGAGGAAAUGAAGGACAAACAGAAGAGAAAGAAGGAGCGCACGUGGGCCGAAGCUGCUCGCAUGGUUCUUGAGAACUUCUCUGAUGCCCCAAUGACUCCUAAACAGAUCCUCCAUGUCAUCCAGACAAAGGGACUCAAAGAAAUGAGAAGUGGCACAGCACCAUUGGCCUGCCUGGUCACCAUGCUACACUCCCAGGUGCGCGGAGACCGAGUCAAAAACAGCAUAUUUUUUAAGCUGCCAGGAAGGAUGAGCCUCUUCACCCUAAAGAAAAAUGCCCUCCAGUGGACGAAGAGCCCGUCAACGACCGAGGCCCCUGACCCAACCGUUACACCAGCAGCCUCCACAGCCGCCACAGUCGGGGCGGCCGAGGGGGCGGAGCAGGAGAGCUGUGACUCCACAGAGACGGCUGCUGCGAGUGGUGAGAACGAUGCCUCGGUGGACGAGACCUCCUCCAGUGCCUCCUGCUCCACAGAGCCACAGAGUCGCCUGAGUCGGUCCUCGCAGUCAGGGAGACAGAGGAAGAAAGCUGUGAUGAUGCCUCGUGUGGUUCUUACUCCUCUCAAGGUCAACGGUGAACACGUCCCAUCAGGAGCUGCAGGCAGGCGCAGGGAAGGGUCUAGGGGGGGUCCUGGCCCCACACUCCGAGCCCGCUCCGAGCUGGGCUGGAAACGCCCCCAGCACUUCAAGAGCAUGCGUGGCCUUCGUUCAGGGCCAAUGAAGAGGAGUCGGGGUGGUGUGGAGGUCGACUUUGAGACCCCAGGUUCAAUCCUGGUCAACACCAACAUCCGUGCCCUGAUCAACACGCGUACCUUUGCAGCGUUCCCGCCUCACUCCCAGCAGCAGCUCCUCCAGCUCCUGCCGGAGGUGGACAGGCAGGUUGGCCCAGAUGGCCUCGCUCGGCUCAGUAGCUCGGCGCUGAAUAACGAGUUCUUCACUCACGCCUCUCAGAGCUGGAAGGAAAGGCUCGCUGAAGGUGAGUUCACACACGAGAUGCAAGUUCGUUUUAGACAAGAGAUGGAAAAAGAAAAGAAAAUGGAGGCAUGGAAGGAGAGGUUUUUUGAGGAGUACCAUGGCCAAAAGUCUGGCUUGACCCACGAGGAGUCGCUGAAACUGACGAUGAGCGAUACAGGAGACGUGGCCGGAUCCGUCCUGGGCACCGACACCUCUGCCGUAACCGCGCCCAAGAGGAGAAGCGUGGGAAGACGGCGAAGGGAGGGUCGUAUCAGGAGGCGAUCGCGCGCUGACCUGAGGCGCAGGGCCCGCCGCCCUCUCUGCAAGAGCGCACCUGCGGCCGGGGCUUUAGCGGAGCCGGCCGAGGACCAAGCCUCUUCGGAUGUCGUGGCCACAGCCUCGCCGCCUGUCCCGGAGGCUGCUACAGUCCAGGGGGAGGUCGUCCUUCCGGCAGAUUCAGAACUGGAAGCCCCAGCAGAAACUCCUUGUCCCGAGGCUCCUCCCUCCCCGGCGCCUGCAUCCACUCCUGCUCCCGCUUCCACGAGUUCCGUCUGCGACGAACCCGAGGCUUCCGCCCGCCUGCUGCCCGAAGUCACCGAACCAGCUGUUGCGUCCACCUCCUCUCCUUCCUCCUCAUCUUCCUCCACGUCCUCCUCAUCCUCUCCCUCCUCAUCUCCCUCCUCCACCUCCGACCGGCCGGGGGCCUUUGCCGCCAGUUCAGAUUCCUCCUCGUCCUCCUCGUCCUCGACUGCUGCCGUUGCCGCCGACCCCCUUGAUGAUGGAGCAUCGGUCAUCACCACAGGCACAGCAGGCACUGGUGCCAGCAGCAGGGAGAGCAGCCCCGCAGCGAGUCCGGCAACCGCCAGCCCCGCCAUCCAGCUCAAGGAGCAGAAGAGGAGGCCCGACGAGUCCCAGGCCUUCACCAGCUUUCCCGAGAAACGGGCGCGGCUGGACGAGCGUCAGUCCUUUCGUAACACAGUUGACUGUGUGCACUCAGAAAAGCCACAACCUACAACAGAGGAGCCCAAGGUCCCGCCAAUCCGGAUUCAGCUCUCCCGGAUCAAACCGCCCUGGGUCAAAGGGCCGCCAACGUACCAAAUCUGUCCCCGCAUUGUGCCCCCCAGCGAGGGGUCGCGGCGCAGUGGGACGGGGGCGCGCACCCUGGCGGACAUCAAGGCCCGUGCCCAACAAGCCCGUGCCCAGCGCGAAGCCGCUGCUGCUGUUGCAGCCGCUGGGGACGGGGCAGGGCCUGGGGGGGGCGGCCCGGGGGGUGGUACUGGGAUACCGGAUCGCACCAGCGGGCGGCGUUCGAGAGAGCACCCGGGUCCCGUUGAACCAGGAGGAGGAGGAGGAGGAGGAGGAAGACGAGGAGGAGGAGGAGGAGGAAGAGUUGAUGUGGAGGAACAGGAAUCGCCUGCGAGCUCUCAUUCGUCUGGAGCACAACUACAGCUGUCCAAUGUAGAAACUUCAGAAAAGACUCAAGCGUCUACUCCGCAGACACUACCAUCUCCAUCCUCUGUGUCCUCUAACCCAUCCGUGCUGCCAUCUGAGUCACCUAAAACCCCCAUACCAUCACCACCCGAGACGGACAGCCCAGCCUCCCAGGACCCGGUGGAAGAGACCUGUGGAGUGGAGGAGGUGGCUGCCUGCUCCAGCGAUAAAGCCUCUGAGCAGACCUCGGACACUCCAGUGCCUACUCCCAGUGAACCCGAGUCUGUGGGCAGUCAUCCAGAGGUCAGAGCUGAAGAAGCGGAUUCUAGUGGUAGUGUAGCUGUGUCUGCCCGUGACAUGCCCGUGCCCAGUGAAACGGUCAGUCUAGUUCCCACAUCCAUACCCGAUUCGCUGCCUAGGUUUGGUGCUCAGGGUGUGGAUGUGAUCAGAACCUUGGCAGCAACAUCUCAGUCUUGGGAAGGUGAACAGACUCUAAGUGAACCUCGUUCUGCCACUACUGGCGUAAUCCAGCAUGGCUCGGACGUAAAAGGUCCCAAAGAGACAGUUGUUGCAGCCCGAAAUGGUUUUGUGGAGGGUUCAGAGGAGCGAACAGUUCGGGAAACGAUAUUGCAGGAACGUAAGUCUGAAGAGGUUGAGACUCAUGGGAAAUAUGGAGCAGGAUAUGAAAGUUCUCUACCCUCUCUACCAGAGCACACCAGAGAGGAGGAUGCUGGGAUGCACAGCGACUCCACGGAGACAGCAUCGGACUUUGAGAAUGAAAAUCCGGAGGAUGAACCAGUGGACUGGCACAGGGCAAUGGACCAUAAAGAACUGCAGGCUCAGAAUAUGAAGUCCCAGGGUCAGCCUGUCAUUCAGACCCCAAGUCGACUUACCUCGUGCACUUUGAGCCCUCCCCAGCACCAGCAGGCAGUCAUUCAAGCCCAUGUCUCCAACCCCGCACAUGGCCAGACGGUCAUCCAGGCUCGCUUUCCUAACGGCAUGCCAAACCAGCCAGUAAUUCAGCCCCAAAAGCAGCACACAAUCCACAGCCAUGGCACAAACCAUGCCCAGGAGCAGACCUCCAGUGCCCUGACCCUGGCCCAUGGGCAGCCGUACCGCACCCAGGGAGAAAAGGACCAAAGCAGGGCUCAUGGUCUAAAUGAGAAUAGCAAUGGUGGGAAGCCAUUUAUGCCGGUAGGUGAUGAUUUGAAAGCAUUCAGCAGAGGGUCUGCAGAUGAUGCUGGAUUGAAAAAUACUUCCCAAGUUACUACUGUCAAGAGAAGUCAAGGGUCGGCUCGGUCCGUGUCCUCAGUAGAGGCCAACAAUCCUCUGGUUACCCAGCUUCUUCAAGGCAGUCUGCCUUUGGAGAAAGUCCUACCACAGCCGCACUCAGUGAGUAAGCUAGAGAUAAAUCGGCUCCCGGGGACAUCAUUAGCCAUGCAAUCAGGCCGCCAGCCUGGAGGGCCGCCCAGGAGCCUUGCUCCGCGCUUCCGAGCACCGGCCGAGACGGGGGGCCUUACGGAACCUGUUGGUUCAGAAUUCCAGCAUAAAGCCCCUUCUGCUCGGGUGUCCCCCGGGCCCGGACGGAAUUAUGGUCCCUCCCCACCCGGCACCGCUCAAUCUCGAAUGGCCUGCUUGUUCGAGGAGGCCAGCUCCCGUGGAACAGUUGUGCAGCAGUUCGUUCCUCAGCCAUCGGGGGUCACCGUCCCUCCUGGUGCAGUACCCGUCAUUACCUCCCUCCCUUCUACUUCCUCCUCUUCCAGACAUCCGUUGGACAACUCUCAGAGCGUUCCGUCCUUGGAAUCGGCUGUGAUCAAAGAGCACCCCACACCUCAGCCUUCCAGGGGUGAAACUCCUCCAGAGAGGGCAGCAGGAGGGUUUCAGCAGCCCUUGAACAGCCUCACCCAGCCCGCAUGCAGAACCACCCCUGAUGCUCCCUCUCCCCCGCAUGGUGACCUAUGCCCCUCUGAAGUUAUACCUACUGUAAAAAUCAACUGGCGUCCAUCCAAACCCCAGCCACCCCAAGCUCAGUCCUACCAGCAGCAGCAGCAGCACUCUCUUGCAGCUACUGUUAAGAAUGAGGUCUCCUCACGCCCCUCCUGCCAGCAAGCUGUCACCAAAAAUUCACAGGCUCCUAUGGGUGGCAAUGGCUCUGUUGUCGUAGUAACCAAAAAAGAGCCUCAGAGUUCCAUGGACAGUUACAUGACUGGUGCAGGAAGUGUGGGAGCGAUGGAGGGGCUUCUCAACAUGGAAAUGUCGCUCGUUAGAAUGGCAAAGAAGGAGCAAGGCAAAAAUCCAUACAGCCGCCACCAGGACUCCUCCUCCCCCUCCGCUACCUCGGCCUCGUCGCUUCCCUAUCACCUGUACGGAAAGCUGCCCAAACUGCAGCAGAGCGGAGGUGUCCUCAGUGGCGGCACCGGAGGGGCCUCGUCCGGCUUUAGCUACAUGGCUAACGUGUCCGUGGUGGACAGCAGCGGCUUUUCCCGCAGCAUAGCGGACAGCGUGCUUCAACUGCGGCCACGCGUCGGGAGCACUGGAGGCCAAAGCGCCGCUAUUAGCAUCCAGGCCUUCGCCGACAGUGCCACGGAGGACGUGGCCCUGAAGUGCUCCUGCCGUCUCAAGGCCAUGAUCAUGUGCCAGGGGUGUGGUGCCUUCUGCCAUGACGACUGUAUCGGCCCAUCCAAACUCUGUGUUUCUUGUCUGGUUGUUAGAUAGUGUGUUGCAGCACCUCCAAACUGAGCCUAAAGGUCCAAGCAAACCCCUUGGUCCCCGCAGACAUUGUUCUCUUGCCUGUGAUCAGAAACCAGAUGACCUUUUGGACUCAAGUGAGCAAAGGACAUGAGGUAGGACUCUUGGUGUGAAUACAGGCCGUUUUUGGCGAUGGUCGAGGUAAAACAAUAGGGCUAGAAAAUGCCCUGCAAGAUUGAAUUCAGUCUGUAUUUUUGCUUCAUAUUUUUUCUAUUGCUGUUAUGAUGGUGUUUAUGAUGUGUAAUUAUUAUUAUUAUUAUUAUUAUUAUUAUUGUUAUUAUUGGUAUUAAGUGAAUUUACAUGGCACGGUUGAUUGUAGAUUGUGCCUUUUUCUUUAUAAUUUUUUUUCACAAAACAUUUACCUCAUCUACAUGACGCCAGUCAUCAGUUCAGUGUGAAUAUGGUGGCAUUCAUGUUUUUUUUCCUCUCACUUUCUUCACUGAAAAGAGAGUAAAGUUAUUUUGUGUGUCUUGUCUUGCAAAGAAAUAUUUUUUUAAAUCAUUAAAUAAGCAAAUUACUUUUUGUUAUUUUGUAAGUGCUUCCUUUUUUUUUUUUUUUCUUUUCCUUUUCUUAUCCAAAGUGAAGUCUAGUCUGUACUUGGCGGUUAAGCACAGUAUUCUAAUCUAAUAAAGCUGACGACGAGCAUUCCCUCUUA